GUCACUGUUGUAAGUAUGGCUGUUCCAUCUCUGGAGGCUUCUGAUAACUCCAUGAAAGGCACAGAUGAUAUAACUAUUCCCUCAGCUGCGAUGGGUUUAAAGAGAAGAAAGGGAGGACGUUCACAUCUUGAUGAAAAUGAACUGAAACAUUCCUCACAAGAACAAGAAGACUCAUCAUCUCUUGAUUCUGGCUGUCCAGUUUCCUCCAUGAUGGAUCCUGAUGAUAAAACUAUCAUCACCAAGAAUACACCAGGUGUCAUGGAUGACAUCCUCCUUCCUUUGCCUCCAGAAAUGGAAAGAACACGCAGACAUUUCAGUUGUGGGGAUGUGUUUCUUCCUGACCCAACACAGCGUGGUUCGCUCCCUGAGAUACGAGUGUACACGGCAGAAAACCCGGAGAAACCCGAUAGUACAGAAACAGAGAACCCCAAAGCUGGUGAAAAAACCUCUCCCAGGUUAAAACUGAGAAGAGCCACCAUUUCGGUUUCUCCCAAACCAAAUAGAAGAUUUCCAUUGUCACUGGGAAAACACAAGAAGAAAGAGAAGAGGGUUUCUGUCGGAGCAAUUAGCACUCUUGCCAUGACAACUUCCAAUAUCCUUUCUCCUAUCAAGUCUAAACCAUUGAGAUAUGAACAGCUGGAUGGAGAAGAUGGCAUGCGGGUGAAAGACCUGGUUGCAGAUGCCAUCCUGGAGUACAGACUGACAGACUACCGAGUCACCAUGUCGUCCACCAAGGCCAUCCUCAACCCUGAUGCUAAUGCUCUUAUGUUGAGGGGAGAAGACAUACUUAUAGAGGACCUAUCAUCACACAUAGAAGCCAUCGAUCCCAGACUAGCUGGAGAUGCCAGAUUCCGAGUUGUUCACGAGUUGAUGGUGACUGAGAGGAACUACAUCGAUGCACUCAAGAGCAUCUUUGACAUCUACGCUGAACCACUAAGGAAAUUCUCAUCCCUGAGCCAGGAAGAUUACAAGGUGCUGUUUAGUGGACUUGAGCCUCUUCUGUCUCUAAGCAGGACUGUCUACAAAAAGCUAGAAGACAGUGUACCAACGUGGGACACGGAUCACACAGCAGUAGGAAACAUCUUCUCCAAGCAGCUGUGGUCCCAGUAUGAUGAGUACUACAUGAGUUACAAGGAGACAAGAAUGUUGCUGAGGCAGAAGAGAGAGACUGAUGAAGAAUUCCUAGAGUUCUGUAACAUACGACGAGGGGCUGCAAGACACUCCAUAGACUCCUUACUCCUUUUGCCGGUGCAGAGAGUUCCACAGUACAACAAGAUCCUCUCAGAUCUUCUCAAGGAAACUCCGUCAGACCAUCCUGACUUCGAUGACCUCACCAAGGCAGCAAACCGUGUCCAAAAGAUGGUGACAGAGAGAGAAGAGGAGGUCAACUUUGCAGAAAAUGAGAUGAAAAUGAUGCAGGUCCAAGAGCGCUUCCCCCAUGACGAUCUAGCUCUAUAUGAAAAAGAAAAACUUUCGAAGCCCAGAUCUCGCCUGAUGCGGCGUAAGUCAGCUCCGGCCCACGUUAUCCAGGGGCACCUUACAGGAGGGGGCCGCAAAAUAUCCUCCUCAGGAUCACUUCUUAGCCCCUCUAGCUUACCCAGCAGUGGCAGGGUCUCUCCUGUGGAAACCAGCCCCGUGUCCAGACAGAGACUGGGAACCAACAACAAUGCCAUCAACAGGCAGUACAUCAUGGAGGGACCUGUCCAGCUCACACAGGCGCUGCAGACACAGGACAGAUAUCUCUUCCUCUUCAGUGACAUCGUGCUGGUGGCAAAGCCAAAGUCUGCAAACACAUUUAAACUGAAGCACAGAGUACGUCUCAGUGAGAUGUGGCUCGCCACAUGCCUCGACGAGGUCUGUGAAACGACCAAAACGUUAGACAAGUCUUUUGUGAUCGGAUGGCCAACAACGAACACUGUGGCAACAUUCAGCACCCCUGAACUGAAGGAACUCUGGUGGGAUGCCUUGACGAAGUUGAUAGCAGAGGGGAAGUCAAAGGAGGAACCCAAGUCCGUGACUCUGAAGGUUGAGAACAGGGACAUCGAAUGCCCAGCAUAUUCCAAGUCCUUUUCCGUCAGCAACACAGACUCCGCCAGCAAUGUGGUGAAGAUGUCGCUUCAGCAGUUUGGGAUUACUGAUGAUGCCAGUAACUACAGACUAUGGGUGAAGUCUGGGAAAGACGAGGCGCCCUACCCGCUGAUCGGACACGAGAUCCCCUUCGCCAUCAAGAUGUCUCACCUGCGCGACGCAGCUGUGACAGCUGGGGACGAUCACCUGGUGCUGCUGGAUCAGGAGAUCAUGCCCAGCAUGGACCACCUGUCCCCCGAGACUCAGGUGCAGUUUGUACUGAGGGACAGCAGGAAGACCAAAAUUGUCAUGGAAGACAUCCCAAGUAAGAAGCUGAAGAGGUUCAAGAAGUCACCUAUCAUCAACUGGCCCUUCAAGCGCACCUCCAGCAAGUCCGAUAUGCCAGACUCGCCCACUACUGCAGAGGCCAGGGGAAAGUUGUUUGGCCACCCUCUGGAGAAAGUCUGUGUGGACGGCCAGCUCCCCAAACCCAUCAUGGACCUGCUGACCUGCCUGUUCCAGAACGGGCCGUACGUCACCGGAAUCUUCCGCAAGUCCGCCAACGCUCGCUGCUGCCGGGAGCUGAAGGAGAAACUGGACAAGGAGGCUGAGUACAACCUGAGCGAGUGCCCCAUCCAUGCUGUAGCAGCUGUGUUUAAGGACUACCUACGUAACCUGCCCCACAGUAUCCUGCACUGUGACCUGUACCAGGACUGGGUCGCCUGCAAUACAGAGCAGAACGUCUCAGCCAAGGUGUCUAUUGUCAGAAGAAUACUGGAGCAGCUGCCCACUGGUAACCUGAUGCUGCUGAGGUUCUUUGUGUGCAUCCUGCACCACAUUAGCCUGAAGAGCGACGAGAACAACAUGACUGCCUACAACCUGGCCAUCUGCAUCGCCCCCAGCAUGCUGAACCCCCCGCUGGAGGCCUGCGGAGACAUCCAGGCUGCUGCCACCAAACAGGUGCCAGAAGUGGUCCAGCUGCUGAUCGAGCACUGUAAGGACAUCUUCGGUGCAGACAUCACGACCAUAAUGGGAGAGGCACCACAAGACCCUGAUCACAAACUGCGCCAGGAUUCCAGCGGAGAUUCAGACUCCGUCAACAGCAUGCAGGACUGCACAGGAGUGAUGAGACGGGACGACUCCUCCCUGGACAGUCUGGAGCGAGAGCUGUACAUCUCUGAGAUGGAGUCCAGCCCGCGGGCGCAGCACGGCGACCAGUUCUCCCCGUCCAGCCUCAGCCGGGACUCCGGGCUCACGCUCAGCGACACCAACCUGUACCACCCGGAGGAAGAGCAUGCUGGGAGCUCCGACAAGUCGCGGUACGACCAGAAGUACCUGCAUGAGAGGUGCAACAGCGACAGCUCGCAGCACCAGAUGAGCAUGCACAGGGACUCGGUACUGGACAACAUGUCUCUGGGCUCCAGUUCAGGCUACUCCUCCCUGUCACACGACUCCACUCCAAUCCCUCCUCCCAGAAGGAACCGGAGAAAGUCUGAGCCGCCACCUCCACCCGCAAAGUUACUGAGAAUGAGGAAGAACUCUGACGAGAGGAUAAUUCCCGAGUACAUCAAGCAAAUCAAACAACUGCAGAUCGAAAGCCAGAAAAUGAUCAGCGAGACGGAGAUCUACUCCCCAGAAAAGGACGCUGUUCCUCACAGAAGGGUGACUGUGGCGGGCACUGUGGACCGACCAACAACAUUGGACUUGUUUAGAGAUGUCCGAAAGAGCAGUAACUCCUCGGACAUCUCCCCGUCAUCCGACAGCGUGUUUUCUGGAUCAGAGAACAACUCUCGCCGAUCCAGCGAUGCUUCGCUGCAGAGGGCCCUGGGUAAUCUCGUCACCGUGUCGCCCAGAGUUUCUGAGUCCCAUGCUCCUCCUGCACCGCCGCCAAGGAAGGAGGUGUCCGCGGAAGCCGUGAGGCUGAACAUUGCCCUCGGGCUCCACAACAAGAGGCCAUCUACAGACUAUGGUGUGCACGUUGCAUACUCUCGUCCUCACACUGCCACUCCUCCAGUCCCAAAGGCAGAGGAGGGGCCAUACUUUGCUUCUUCGCCCUCAAAGAUGUCAUCACGACAAGCUGAGACCCCGCCCAAGUCAUCUCCCAAGCUGGCAGCAAGGCCCACUCCAGCUAGCAGCCUCACCAACCUGAGGAAGGGCCCUCAUGCCUUGCUCAGAAGUAAAAGCUCGGGAACUCUGAUCACAACAGGUUUGGAGAUGUCCCUGGAAUCGCUCACAUCCAGUGAUAGCAACCUGCAGGUGUUUCACGCACGUAGCAGUUCUGAGAGCGACACGCUGGAUGAUAAGCCGUCCUCCCUCCGGCAGAGAACCUUCACCAGCCCCAUUCCAUUGGAUUUAAAAGAGCCGAAGGUUACCGCAGAACAGGUCUUUGAGGUUGUCGACAGGAAGAAACCGAACCUCCCGCCCUCGUACCAGGAGGCAGUGAGCCGCAGCCGUCAGUACCCCAUCUCUAGUGGCAUGCAGGGUCUCACAGUACAGACGGUGAAAACCAUGCGCAUGCAGAGACAGGACAAGACUGUUGAAACGUCAAACGAACCUGUCUGGAAGAAACAAAGCGAAACGGUGUGGGAAAAGCAGUCCAGCGAGUCAGGGCGAAGCAAACGCCAAAGUGAACCAGCAAGAAGUACCAAGCAGCCAACUGAACCCGCAAAAAGCAAGCAACAACCAGAACCAGUGUGGGAGAAACAGAGCAGUGUCCAGAAGGAAAUCAAAGAUGAGGAAAGUACGACAAACGGAACAAAGUCCACUGACAUCCUGUCGAGGCUACAACGUGGAGUUAACUUGACGAGAAGUAACAGUGACUCUGUUGACCACACACGGCCCUCAGUGUACGGUAUUGGUGGCAAGGCCAGCACCAGCAGCAAGCUGUUCCAGGACUCUGUCCCCAGGAAAGCUAUGCCUAUCAGUAAGAUUGAAGUAAACCCUGAGCAGAAGCCUGUGUGUAGUCUGCGCAGAACCAGCAGUGAGCUAGACCGGACAAUAGCCGUUCACAGGCAGCACUUCCAACUGCGGAGACAGCAGCUGUUUUAUGGUCACAACUCGCCAAUGAAGCCCAUGAGAAAGGAGAUGGACAUUCCUGUAACAGACACUUCAUUAGACAGACAAAGAAGAGGGUCAGCUCCUACUCCUGAGACCCAGCAGAGUAAAGACACUGUCACAGAAGUUGUCAGAAGCAGCUGCCCAAGCAAACUGCUUUCUUCAUCAUCGAAAACAGUUCCAGAGAGUCCGGGAGGUAUCAGUUCCUAUGACAUUGUUCAAGCCAUGACAUCUGCCAACUUUCUGUCCAUACAGAGGGGUCAGUCUAAGAGACAGAACAGCCAGGAGAGUCUGAAAAACGAUCAUACACAAGCUGAGGCAACGAGUGCCUCCGGGACCAAGUUCCAGUUCCCCUUCCCUGAUCCCAAGUCAGACCCCCCAUCCUCUAUGCUGUCACCAGAGGUGAAAAAUACCGUCAAGGACUACUUCCUCAGUAGUGACCCGAUUAAUGGACUGAAGCGAAGCAAAGAAACUGUCAGCGAAAUCACGAAGACGAAACAAGACUGGAACCAGAGAAAACGAGGCAACUUGGACUUUGCCGACUUGGACCAGAUGAUGUUUGCUGAGGAAUCUUAUGUGUAAAUACGGACAAAAUGAGAUGGACACUUUGAAAAGUGUUAGAACAUUUUCUGAUAUCUUAUUUUCUUGAGGAUUGCGAUAUCGGAUAUUGAAGGAGACAGACUCCUCUUAUUUCCUGAGAACCAAUUGUUGUACUACGUGCCAUAGGUCUGUUGCAAUCGGGCACAGGGCUCUACAUGUGGACAAGUGCUACAUUCAUCUGUAAAUACAUGAGCAGGCGUCCACAGCUGGGGACAAGUGUAAAUAGCAACAGCAUUCCACAUAUUUGUUCUGCUCUGGUCAUGUAGCCAGUGUACAUUCUGGAAAGAUUCGGAUGUCUGAAUGUUAUAAUGAUGGUUCCACUUCUGUAUUUCAGAGAAGUGAUUAAUGUUAUACGUAUAUGUAGAAAUAUUUGUGCCAGACUUGAUGUGGAGGAAUACUGUAACACAGCAUCGCUGUAAUGUAAAUAUGCAUUCCACAAAGUCCUUGUCAGUGCAAGCAUGGCUGGCAUAUGUGCAGUAAACAAGAAAUUCUCCGAAGUAAUUUAUAAAGUAUAGAGUUUGUAUGUUACGCUGACUGUUUAGCAGUAGGUAAUUUUAUUUCCAGUUCCUCAUCUGCAGUAUUUUGUCACUGUAAAAAGUUGUAGCUAGUUUUUUUUUUACUUUUUUAAAAGAUACAGUUUUACGUAUAGUCAGCUUUAGUUAUAUUGCUUCUUGUCUCACAAGAAAUGGCAAACUGUCCCAUCCCAAACUAUUCUCUGCCUUCUUUAUGCUAUUAUUAUCUAAAACCACAGCCUCUUGAGUCAAAUUGACUCUGUUCAGAACAACACUUAGUGUUUCUCUACAUACACAGUCGUAUGUAGAACAGCAGCUACAAAAUGUAUGUUCUGCAAAAAUGUGGAAAUCAAUGUUACCUUAAUUUUUUGCUUAUUUCAUUUUCUGCAUGUAGUUACAUGCCCUGGCCCUUACAGUUCAACUUUAGUUAUGGGCCUUCUGAGGUUUUAUUUAGUCUGUGGCCAGUAAAAGCUGCCAUGUGCUUGUAAUUAAAUCAUACUUAUGUACAUAUGCUAAGACUAUAGAGUACUAUGUUUUAUUCAUAUAUUUUCUUGUAUGGUCAAAGGCCAGGUGUCAAGUGGCAAAGUCUGUGCCAAUCCAGUCACCACUGUUUUCAUUUUGUCUUGUAACUGAUGAAGACCUAAGUCUUAUGUAACACACCCUCAGCCAGUCACAUUAACUAUUAGAUGUAUAAGUGUUCAUACAGCAUUUUGCAACAGUUACUUCUUAUGGUUAGUGUUGUUGCCACAGCUGUUAAGCCAAAUGCAUAUUUCUGUUGUAAAUAGAGAGCUGUUUUAUAUAGGUGUACCUGCUUGAUUUCUCAUGUUUAAUAUGUUUUCGGCUCCAACAGGGCCUUAUGUUACCUAAAAUGGUUCUAUCCUGUUUCUUUUCUGUUUCAUGUCAGAUCUUAUAGAAGCAUUAUUAAAGGAAAUACCUCAUUUUGACAGAAAA
Messenger RNA from Branchiostoma floridae (Florida lancelet), 7184 nucleotides. RefSeq lists its product as uncharacterized. Gene Ontology annotation, molecular function: GTPase activator activity; guanyl-nucleotide exchange factor activity. Lineage: Eukaryota; Metazoa; Chordata; Leptocardii; Amphioxiformes; Branchiostomatidae. The transcript has 22 exons. Bases 16 to 5703 code for a protein of 1895 amino acids. The record is from RefSeq and is a predicted model, not a curated record. Gene Ontology annotation, biological process: regulation of Rho protein signal transduction; signal transduction.